This is a messenger RNA of Ahaetulla prasina, 2362 nucleotides long. Its product is annotated as zinc finger protein OZF-like. Bases 274 to 1617 code for a protein of 447 amino acids. The transcript has 3 exons. Gene Ontology annotation, biological process: negative regulation of transcription by RNA polymerase II; regulation of cytokine production; regulation of immune system process. NCBI's taxonomy places the organism in Eukaryota, Metazoa, Chordata, Lepidosauria, Squamata, Colubridae. The record is from RefSeq and is a predicted model, not a curated record.
UUCAAUCAGGCCGACGGCGCUUGCGCCGUACCGAGGGUCUUGCUGAUCCUGCGCGGAGUAAAUACCUGAGGUCAUCUGAUGCUGGAACCCAGUGAGGUCCUCAGGGUGUUUUUAGACGAAGACGGAGGAACCCGGUGGAGGAAGGAAAGAAGUGCCACCUGAAAGAAGAGGAGGCUCCGCAGAGCAGCCCUGCCUGGUCCCAACACGGCUUCCCCAAGAGGCUUCCCCAAGAGACCUCGGGGAAAGGCCUGGACCUCCAGGGCUGCAGGAGGGAUGAGCCAACAGGGACCCUGGGAAAGGAGGCUGCCUGGAGGGAGCUGUGGGGAGAAAGAAAUGGGUGGAGACCCUGAGGCAGGCCUGGAGGGCCGAGGGUCCUUUGUAACAGGUGGAAGACCCAGGAGUCCCCAAAGGAUCCAGGAAGGAGAGAAAUUGCACAAAUGCCUGGAAUGUGGAAAGCAUUUCAAUUGGAAAGGAAAGCUUUAUGCACAUCAAAGAAUCCACUUACAAGAGAAAUCUAAAUACCCGGAAUGUGAGAAAUCCUUCAAAACAAAUGAAAACCUCAAAGACCAUCUGAGAAUCCACUCGGGAGAGAAACCUCAUCAAUGCCUGGAGUGUGGAAAGAGCUUCAGUCAUAGGAGCAGCCUUUAUAAACAUCAAAGGAUCCACUCAGGAGAAAAACCUCAUCAAUGCCUGGAGUGUGGAAGGCGCUUCGAUCAGAGGGGAAACCUUUAUAGACAUCAAAGGAUCCACAUGGGAGAGAAACCUCAUCAAUGCCUGGAGUGUGGAAAGAGCUUCAGUCAAAAGAGCAGCCUUUAUAACCAUCAACGGAUCCACACAGGAGAAAAACCUUUUAAGUGCCUGAAGUGUGGAAAGAGCUUCAAUCGGAGAGGACACCUUUACAAGCAUGAAAGAAUCUGCUUGCAGGAGAAAUUUAAAUGCCCGGAAUGUGAGAAAUCCUUCAAAACAAAUGAAAACCUCAAAGACCAUCUAAGAAUCCACAUGGGAGAGAAACCUCAUAAAUGCAUGGAGUGUGGAAAGAGCUUCAGUUUUUUGGGAAACUUUUACAGACACCAAAGGAUCCAUUCAGGAGAAAAACCCUAUAAAUGCACGGAGUGCGGAGAGAGAUUCUUUAGGAGGGAAGGCCUUAAUUCACACCAAAAAAUCCAUUCGGGAGAGAAACCACAUAAAUGCCUGGAGUGUGGAAAGUUCUUCAGUUGGCUGGCAAACCUUUAUACCCAUCUAAGAAUCCAUUCAGGAGGAAAAGUGGACAAAUGCCCGGAGUGUGGGAAGUGCUUCAGUCAGAAGAGCAACCUUCUUAGACAUCAACUCAUCCAUUCAGGAGAAAAACCCUAUAAAUGCCUUGAAUGCGGGAAGAGUUUUACUGACAGUGGAAACCUCCGGAGACAUCAACGGAUCCAUACAGGAGAAAAACCGUAUCAGUGCUUGGCGUGUGGAAAGGGUUACUAUGACAGCGGAAGCCUUUAUAGACAUCAAGUAGUUCACUUGGGAGGAAAACCCUUUGAAUGUCUGCAGUGUGGAAAGAGCUUCACUAGAAUUGAAAAUCUGAAAAAACAUCAGAAGGAUACGUGCAAGGUAAAAACCGUGUUAAUUUCAUGAAUGUGAAAAGAGCUUGCUUAAAAAUGAAAAUCUGAAAAUACACCAAAGAAUGCACAUGAGCUAAAACCCUAUGAACCCUUGGAGAGUGGGUUGAGAGCUCUGCGGAGGGUAGCUGCCUCCAUCAGCAUCAAAGAAAACUGCAAACAUGCCUGGAAUGUAUUUGAAACAGCUUCAGUAAUGUGUAAUAAAAGAGGAAGAAAAGUGAAUAGCAGAAAAGAAAUUAAAAUAGUUGUAGAAAUUUGAUGCAAGAAGUAAAUUAGAAGAAAUAUAUAGAUUAUUGUAAAAGGGAAGCAAGAAAGGUUGAAAUGAAGUGUAUGUAAGAAGCAAAAAAGAAAAAUAUGCUGUUUAAUGUAAAAUGGAGAGACAGAUGAAAUGUGAAAGAUAUAAUAGGAUAUAUGUUUUACUGUCUGAGGAUGCAUGGAAUUGGAGAGAAUUAUAGUGGAUGGUAAAGAAAUAUAUUUUAAAUGUAGAAAAGAACAAAGAAAUUAAUUGAAAUCAAGAUAUAAAACUGUAAAAAAGGAAGAAGUAUACUGUUUAAGAAAAAUAGUCCAGGCAAAAGAAGAUGUGGUUUAUAUAAAUGAGCAUGGAUAUAUUAAGACAUGGUUAAAAUAUGGAAAAAGAAUAUUUUGGCAGAAAUUGUAACUAAGUAAAAUGUAUUUGGAUAUGUUAAGUUGUAUAAAUGUAUUUGGAUAUGUUAAGUUGUAUAUAAUAUGGUCAAUACUCUGUUCAUAAACUGUGUGAGGUG